AGCUGACAUUCAAUGUACAUGGUACAAGUGCGAUCUGACCAAUUACUACUUCGCCCCAACUUCCCUAUCUCACAGCAGAAACAAUACAUCUAAAUACAUAUCCUAUUCGAUCCUACCCCAGCGAGCCCAGCGUCAAUCUGCCGCGUCACCUCCAUUUUCUUCUGUCACACUCUCUCCUUUCUUCUCUCAUUGGCUCCCCGCUCAAGAUUCUCGAACUUGUCUAACAACACGAUCCGAGAGAGAAAACGCUUAGGCAGAGUCGGCAAUCCCGUUCUCCUUCUCUCCUUUACCUUAACGAUAUGUUCGAAUUGAUCUAGCAAGGCAAUCUAGAUAUUCGUUAAGUCAUGGCAUGAUAUUUUCUUGGGGUAUCGUGAGGGUUUUGCUUUUACCCUGCUGAGUUUUGCGCCGUUGGCUUUCAUCGGACGUUACCAACCUGCCUAUCAUGUCCGAAGUUCAACAGUCCGAUAUGGACGAGAAGCCAGCUUCAUCCAGCGGCAAGCAGUCGCUUUCGGCUUUUGACAGGCUUCCUAACGAGAUUAUCGAACAAAUACUUCAAUUGACCGACCCCGAAUCGUUUGCGUCUCUCGUCCUACUGAAUUCGAAAUGGAGGCGUGUUUCGCAACACGCUCAUCUUUAUGCACUCCACCUCUCGCAAUGCGCCUCCUAUGCUUCUAGUCACAAUACCAUGCCAGUCGCAACUGUCGGUGACGAUGAGAACUUACCUAAGCUGCGUCGCUUAUUCGCCCGAGAGGUCAAGAGGAACCUGUUCGAAGCAUACCUGAGACCGAAGUCGACUACGAUAAAACUAAUUUCGAACUGUAUCGGUUCGUCCUCUGCGCCUGGCGGCGAGGGAAUGCAAUUUAGUCCAUCACCUAGGGGUCACCAUAUUCUUGCAUACAAUUCUUCUCGAAUAUUUGUUUUUGAUGUUAGGGAACCCGAGCUAUCUGUGAAGCGGGAGUUCAAGAUAUUGCGCCGGCCUGCGUCCGCGUGCAUAUUAGACGAUGGUAGCCUCCUUGCGGUUUUGUCCACUGAUAUGCAGGUUGACCUAUAUGAUCUGGGUAAAGUCCCACCUCGUCGGAUACAGUCGCUGAUCCUAGAUCAUGCUCCUCGCGCGAUCGCAUUAUCUCCGUGUGGGCGCGUUCUCGCGGCCGCAUACGAAGGUGGUAUCGAAGUAUCAUCUCUGAAUCCAGGGGCUUUACCGACAGACCGAAGAGCUGUUAAAUGCGAUGGUGUCGACUCCCUUGCCUUCUCUUUCGAUGGAACCCAGUUGUUGGGAACGACGACGACAUCCCACACACCGAAUACUGUUAUUCUAACAGCCCCGUAUUACGAUCCUGAAAACCAAAUGUGCGAAGAGAAUAAUAUCAGUGCGCUAUGGACUACUUCUAUACUCUUCCCGAAUACAAGCCGAGAUUGCAGUCAUGCUGUUUUACUGCAGGAAUCAAGUUCCAUGGAGGCGACUUGGACCUUUACCUACGAUCGAAGCUUCGAGACGUUCCGCGCUGUGAGGAUUGACGAUCUCCGUAAUGGAACGACUUAUUUCACAGGGCCGGUCCCUAGCAUGUCCUCUCCUGGACCUCUGCUACCGUGUACCUUACCGGCUGCUAAUUAUCAGGGCGAUCUUGUUUCGGCUGGAUUCGAAGGAAAAGAUGUGUGGCUAUACGGUAUUCCGGAGGAUCUAGAGGCUGUUCCCGAAGGUAAUCAUGCCUCAUCUGAUUUGAAUGGGCCACCUGGAUUGCAGCGUAUGAACAGCGGAGUUUCAGUCCGAUCGCCUUCUCGAGUACAGGACGCCAACGGUGGUCGUGUUCCCCAGUGGCAAAUACUUUGCGAUAAGUUCCGUAAUAAUUUCGUGAGCGGGCGCAAUAUUACGCAGUUGACUGGCGUGAGCACUGUGAAGUGGGUUUCUGGCUUCGGUAAUACGUCUUUGGAAGAACGUCUCGUUGUUGCUGCCCGAGGCGUUAUACCACCUAAACUCGUAACCGAGGAAGACGGUAUCGACUUUGUAGACGGAGGGAGGAUCACAAUUCUCGAUUUUGACUACGGACUGGUAGACGGCGAAGAAAAAGAGAUCACCAUUGAAGUUGGCACGAACGAGGCUGAAAUACUAGAAGAGGAAUACCGAGAUAUCGACACGGAAGUCGCUAUCGUUAGGCGAAGAACAGUAGCGCAGCGGAGGGGUAACCGGAAUAGUAUGAUGUCUGUAGCGACAACCUCAUCUCGCCAGGUUGAUGCUCUGCUUCGACCAUUAACCUCUUAUACCCUCAACGACGAUCUGGAGGAUCCGCUAGUACCCCGACCUAUGGCCACGGCACGUUCUAAUUCCUACGUAACUGCGCUUGAUGAGGUAGAAGACGUUUCUUUAGAGGAAGCUCAAGAAGCCCUCGAUGCCCCGUAUGCUCAUGCCAACCCACGAUCUGGACCGACGCUACGCCGCGCCGCAACAGCUGCUGCCGUUAACCGUCGACGGAAUCCACAACCGGCUGCGGCUGGUCGAGUCGAGUAUAGACGCGCCGACGGAAGGGCGGAGCAUCCUCACGAGAGUGAUGCUGAUAACUGGGUACCACCUCCACCCCCAUAUACUAAAGAUGAUCCCGGCGACCUGCCUGCAUUUCUACGCCAUUCUACUAUAUCUGGCAUCGGAUUAACGUCUAGUAAUGGAGAUUUCGUCCCGCCCGUACCUCCUCUCCCAUCGUCGGUUCCGCCGGUUCCACCUCUCCCAUCAUCUAUUCCGUAUUCCCAAGCGAAUUCUGGUCGUCCUGAGUUGCCGCGCCUCCAAACUACUCCCUUGCGAGAACAAGCAUCUCGCAUGUCAUGGAAUUAUCAAUUUCCACGCCAGGGAGGAAUGAAUGAUUCUGUAAAUGGUAGUAGGUCUGCUGUGCCGAUAGGUGGGCAAUCCCCCACCUUCUCUCGAGAAAACCAACCGUAUGUGGAUGAUGAAGACAUAUACAAUGUAUCUCCGGUCGGGACCCCUACCCGAGCCACAAGCUCCCACGUGUCUGAGGGUGUAGCUAUGGUUGAUGUAACCCCCGAACGACCUAGCCCACAUAAUACAGCGCCGUCAUGGCGCACGGAAUAUACACCAACCUCAUCGAGGUCGCACCCAUUCAUGGGAGGAUCCCGCCCGGGAUCGGCUAAUACAUAUCCUCACAACCCUACUACACCUUCGUCUACAGUGGGUAAUCAGAGGUGGGAUAAUCCGCAGACUGGUGUCUACCCGAUGGUUGGUAGACUACCCAAUGCUCAAACUUGGCCGAGGGCUCCCACUUCCUCAGAUAUGCCCUCUUUAGCUUCACUAAACGGAUUCCCCCGUUCGGCUCCUGCUACAAAUCAAUACAACGAGGAAAUUAUAGCAGCAGCUCUACCCCCAGCCCCCACCCCGGACCAAUUAGCACGUCUUCAUAGGAGACAGGACAGUACUGGCGCACCUCGACCCGCAUCCGGCAGCUUUCAAUUCCCACGCGUACCCGUGGGUAGUCGCAGCCAACGAGAUUCCCGACGGUACAGCGGAAUCCCCGAAAUACAACCUCCGCCCGCAGCUCCGGACCAACCACUUAUUAUCAGCACGCCAACGGGUGUUACUGGCGCGUUCGAUACCCCCGGUUACUUAGAUGGGGGCAGGCGACCAUCAGAACCGAUCUUGCAUGCUCCAGUCCCUCGUCAUCCUAGACCAAUAUCGGGAGCCCACCUACUUCGGCCUACCGUCGAGCGUCUUGAAACUAUUUCUAGUAUCAAUAAUGGGGAACAGCCUCCCCAACAGCUCAAUUCUACGCCACUCCGCCAUCACACAAGCUUGACACGCCGGCAGAGCCGCGCCCGAAGAGGGGCACUCAAGAAUAUAAAGGACGCUAAGCUUCGGGGAUGGACAGGCCGACGGAAGAAUAAGAAGGAUAACGAGUCCUGGACGGACGUGACUUGGGCGGCGGCAGCUCCCAGAGGUCUAUCUAAAGAGAAGAAGUGCGCUGUGAUGUAAAAAGGGGAGGACACGAUUUGUGUCAUAGUACGGAUAUGAUCUUGGAAUAUUUUGGAAUUUUUUAAUGAUAAAUACCCUUUUGCCUUUGGCGCAACUAAAAGAGAGAUUUACUUUGUCUAGGAAGGAUUCAGGCUAGGUAGAUAUUGGGUCCGCUCGCUCAAAUUUCGGUUAGGUUUGGGAAGGGAUAACAGGCGCAUAUGUACUACUGGAUGCCAUAGUCUGCCGCCUACUACUACAAAGGAGUUGAAAUAAGACACGGAGCUGCGUAUUGCGGUUUCCUAUUAGUCCGUAAUAUAAUUUAGUCGAACUCG
Molecule: messenger RNA, 4281 nt
Organism: Annulohypoxylon maeteangense
Lineage: Eukaryota; Fungi; Ascomycota; Sordariomycetes; Xylariales; Hypoxylaceae
Exons: 2
Coding region: 443-3970 (1175 amino acids)
Molecular function (GO): protein binding
Source: RefSeq, a predicted model, not a curated record